Messenger RNA from Nanorana parkeri, 1880 nucleotides. It is a transcript of the gene GPR180, whose product is annotated as G protein-coupled receptor 180. The record is from RefSeq and is a predicted model, not a curated record. Lineage: Eukaryota; Metazoa; Chordata; Amphibia; Anura; Dicroglossidae. The transcript has 9 exons. The coding region runs from base 334 to 1644 and encodes 436 amino acids. Gene Ontology annotation, biological process: response to pheromone; G protein-coupled receptor signaling pathway.
CCAGCCCCGCCGGUCACCAGCAGCCUCUUGCUGAAGCCUCCGGGCGGCUCGCCGUCUUCACUCAUGGCGUUUCCUUCCCUCUCUACCACUUACAUGGCACUCAGCACCCCCCACCACAAUACACAGCCCAGACUAGUCACCACAUCACAGCAGCCUCGCUUUACGGCUCUACCUGACGACGUACACGUCGCUAUGUUUCGCUUUUGCCACCAGGCUCCUCCCACUGACGCCAGCUGAUUGGACAGGUCUCGUGACGCGCUGACGCCUUCCCCGUCCCCCUGCAGAUGUGGCGGCUGGAGUUGCACAUGUCACCGGGAAGCGGAUAGGAGGGAGAUGCUGGCCGGGCUGCUGGUGGCGGGGCUGUGGCUGCUCCACACGGCGUACGCUAAGACCGUGCAUGGCAGCUUCGACAGCGCCCUGGCCUGGCAUAGCCGAGGGCAGCACAUCUUCACCUUCUUGUUCCAUGGAGAGCAAGCUGUGUUACGUGUUCGCAUUAGCAAUGUUGCAGCUGCAGUUGGAAAAGAUGCUACACUGCAUCUGUAUCAAGAUGAAGAAUGGUUGAGGAUGCACGGGAGUAUGGAAGAGUACAGCUGUCCUGAGAGAUUGGCUUUGGCACAAGUAACAAUUCCCUUGAACCAAACUGAAUAUAACUACACUCUGCCACAGAUCAUCUCUCCAGUUGCUUGGUAUGCCAUAUACGUGGACAAGUACACCUGUCUGAUGAGCUAUGAGGACCCCACUUCUGAUGAGAUCACUUUUCAAGUCACUCUACUCAACCCUGAUGCUGCAGGGAAUCCUUUUGACCAUUUUGGAGCAGAUGAGUCGGGAUUGCAUGAAUUCUUUUUCCUUCUGGUCCUUGUGUAUUUUGUGGUUGCCUGUAUAUAUAUCCAAGCACUGUGGCAGACCAUUAAGAAGGGCGGUCCUAUGCACACAGUGCUAAAGGUACUAUCAAAUGCGCUGGUGCUGCAGGUCAUUUCUGCCUUGGCCAACUAUCUGCAUUUCUCACGGUACGCUAAAGACGGUAAAGGCGCUCCAUUCAUUGGAAGUUUGGCAGAAUUAUGUGACAUGGCCUCAGAAGUACAGAUGUUAUACUUGCUGCUAAGCCUUUGUGUGGGUUGGACUCUCAGCAGAAUGAAGAAAUCUCAGAGUAGACCACUUCAGUGGGAUUCUACCCCCACAUCCACUGGCAUUGCUGUGGUUGCGGUUGUUGUUCAGGUUAUCCUGUUAGUAUGGGAGCAGUUUGAAGAUACCAACCAUCACAGUUACCAUGCUCAUCAGAGUCUAGCGGGUUUACUUCUCAUUGCCAUGAAAGUUUGCCUGGCUAUAUCACUGUCAUUUGGUUUGUACCAGAUUAUCACUGUGGAGAGAAGCACCAUGAAACGACAAUUCUACAUCACAUUUGCUAAAGGCUGUUUAUUGUGGUUCUUAUGCCACCCAUGUUUUGCAGCCAUGUCCUGCUUGUUUAAAGAAUAUCAAAGAGAAAAGGUCAUCACUGUUGGCGUGAUCCUGUCUCAGUCACUCUCAAUGAUCAUUCUUUAUAGACUUUUCUUGUCACACAGCCUUUACUGGGAAGUGUCCUCUCUUUCAUCGGUAACCCUUCCACUUACUGUAUCAUCAGGACACAAAAGUCGCUAUUACCCUUGAUACGGUCAAGAACUGCAUUUAGUUAAAUAGACCUUGAAUUGCUUGACAAUGAAUUCCUGAUAUGCCCCAUGGCUGGGACAGCAAUGAGUUCUCUCUGCAGACGAAACAUUAAUAUGAACCCUCUCCCUUCUAUAAGCUUGGUGACAAGAUUUGUUGCUGCUUUAUCAAAGAUCUAGACCUUGAAUACUUUUUUCCACAUUUCUUGUUAAUCUAGUUGUUACAUUAUUUCUAAAAAG